AUGUCUCGACUCUCAUCCCUCCUCGUCGCGGCUUCCCUGGUCUUGAGCACCGCAGCCUCGCCCACUAUGCACGUCUACAAAAACUGCUCCCCCUCUCAACAAACCUACAUCGCCGACCGACUUGAGGCGGCCAUGGCGGUCAUGGAACCAGUGGCCCGAGCUCGCAACCGUCCCGACGACAAGCUCGAGGCGCAGCACGGUGGCAUCCUCACCCAGGCAGAGAAGGACGCAGUGACUGAUGUCUACGCCCGCGCCUUCCACAAUCCACCAACUCUGGUGUUCACUUGUCCGAAACGAGGCUCGGAACUUGAGAAGAUCUGCGAAGCAUCCCUUGGCCCAGAAGACGUCGGAGAGAAAACUGGCGUAUCCUUCAUGGUGAGAGAGGGCAACGAGCUUGUCCUGUGUCCUGCUCCGGAAGUAGGCAUCGACCUGGCCACUAUCAAUGAGGUCGCGAUCGUUGCCGCCAUUGUCACGGCGACGCUCGAGGAGCAGUAG
Fulvia fulva is the source of this 495-nucleotide messenger RNA. RefSeq lists its product as uncharacterized. NCBI's taxonomy places the organism in Eukaryota, Fungi, Ascomycota, Dothideomycetes, Mycosphaerellales, Mycosphaerellaceae. The transcript has 3 exons. The coding region runs from base 1 to 495 and encodes 164 amino acids. The record is from RefSeq and is a predicted model, not a curated record.